Acaromyces ingoldii is the source of this 690-nucleotide messenger RNA. RefSeq lists its product as hypothetical. The record is from RefSeq and is a predicted model, not a curated record. The coding region runs from base 1 to 630 and encodes 209 amino acids. Lineage: Eukaryota; Fungi; Basidiomycota; Exobasidiomycetes; Exobasidiales; Cryptobasidiaceae. The transcript is spliced from 4 exons.
AUGCUCCAUCAGAAAGUCUUUCUCGGCUUUCUCGGAGCCCUUUUGGCUAGCUUCACGACGACUGCCAGCACUGCCGUCCCUCGGGAUAGCCGCAAACUCGCUAGCCAAGCCAUUGUGAAUGCAGAGGCGUCCUCUCAUGAGGUGCUGGACCGCUUCGAGCACGGCUUCUGGCCCGGACUGAUGAAGCGCGAAACUAAUUGCUCGCUUGUCUCGGCGCAACGUCAACCGACGCAUCCCCUUCAGCACCAGGCGCCCCAUCGUGUGCACGCGGCUCACCGUCAACACGAGCCGUCCCCGCCGCUGCCUGACUAUAUCCCGCUUCACGACUCCUCCAAGGACUCUUCUUCGGAUGAUUCAUUUGUCGAUAUCGAGACCCCCGUCGGCGAUCGCUAUUUCUUGACAGCCCUUCGUACUCUCGGCUCUAACCACGUCCCCAGCGCCGGAUCCUCUUCCACCUCUGGCCAUGCCUCCAUCGCCUACUCUUCUUCCGCCUCUGGCCAUGCAUUCGGCACUCAUAGCUCUUCCAAUUCUGAAGACGCCUCCGACGCUGACUCCUCUUCCAACUCUAAAGACGCCUCCGAUGUCCAUUCCUCUUCAGGCUCCAACUUCUCUUCGAGCUCCGCUUCUUAGCAAUUGCCUCUUAUUUCCACGUCGCCAGCCCAUUUGAAACUUCAUUAUGAACACAAGGGC